GGGGUGAGCGGGUGGCUGCGCCCGCCGUGAGGGCCGCCGGCGGCGUGGCGGGCCGGGCCGGGCAUCGGCGGGCUGCGUGCGGCUGUGCUGCGGCGGGACCGAAGCGGACGGCUGCGCGGAGCCGGGCCGUGGGGCGGGAGGCGUUGCGCGGGGGCUUCGGCGUUCGCCCGGGGUCACUCGCCGCCGGCGGGCCCGGCGCUCGCGCCCUCAUCCGGUGCGCCGGGCUGGCGGCGGCUUUGCCGUCCUCCUGAGGAGAUAACGUUCAGUCUUAAAUCAGGUCAGUUACCCAGAGUGAUACAUCAAGGGGCUGUAGAAUCAGCUUGUGCUGUCACAUUCUUACAGAGGAUUUGGCACCGGCAAAUUCCUGAUAUCUUUGUGGACAGUGUCACUGGUAAUGGACAGGUGAUGGGCAAAAUUCUGGACCAGAGACACCGAAGACAAGGAAAGGAGACCUGUGAAAACAUGCAAGGAAACAACAGUGUGAAAAGAACACUCUAUCAUCUUCAUAACAUGGCAUAAUAAAGCAGUGAAGAGAAACUGAAGGAAGGAAGCAUUACAUGUCUUACUGAUCAGAAAACUUUCUGAAUUGUUUGGGAAAGCUACAUGUAUAUGUAGUAAAAUCUAAAAAGGUUGAAACUGUGUGGAGAGCAUGGGUUAUGAUAUUGAGCGUUUUGUUGGCUACGUGAAUGAAGGGCUAUUAUGCUCCAUCUGCCGCGAUGUGUUAGAAGAUCCAUUACAGGCUCCUUGUGAACACGCUUUCUGUACUGCUUGUAUUCAUGGGUGGCUCAUUCAUCACAGUAACUGCCCUGAAGACAGACAAACCAUUGAUGUAUCUUUGCUGCGACCUCUCUACAGAUAUAUGAAAAAUGAUUUAAACCGUCUUCAGCUACAUUGCAAAAACAGAGAGUAUGGCUGUGAAAUGGUUUGUUCUCUGGAGUCUAUAGACAGGCAUGAAAGGGAAUGUGAAUACAGUCAGAUACCUUGCUCCAAUGCCGGUUGUACAGUUCAGAUUGAACGACGUAACUUAGACGGUCACCUGGCAGUGUGUGAGUACCGGAGCCGUGAGUGCCCCAAUGGUUGUGGUUACACCAUCCUCAGUGCAGAAGACACACAGCAUAAUUGUGUAGCAGAGCUAAGAACCGAGCUGGAGUUACUUCGGUCAGAAAUGAUCUGCAGAGUAGAGGAGGCAAAACAUGAGAUGGAAUCAAGGUUAGAUUCACAGAGAAGGCAUAUGGUCCAAAAAGAGAGUAUUCUGCAAAAUGAAAUUGAAGAACUAAAGAGUCAGAUGUCACGAAUGAUGUCAGAUAUACGCUCUCUGAUGGCUGCAGAAAGACAGCACCGUCAAGAGCUGGAGCAGGCAGAGCUGGAAAAACGGGAAUUAAUGGAGCUGCUGAGGGGGCUGCAGAAGGACUGUCGAUUAACUACUACGGAAGGAAGCAGGAAGGCAACAAAUUUCCGUCCUCUAGCUCGACUAGAGAGUGUAAAACGAAAACCUAGGGAAGUUACAGUUAUCUAAGCAGAAGUUUAACGCUGCUUGAACAUUAAUAUCCACAACAGAUGAAUAUUUGCACAGUCACUUGGACUUCGGACGUCUUUAUUAGUACUCAAUUUUGCAACGGUGUCAGAGCUAGGAUGUUUUAACAGACCGACAAAUACUGAAUCAAAGGGGCAUUUAUCUGGAAGGACUGCAUGAGAAAUCUGUACGUUUCAAAGACUUUUCUCUAAACUUCUCACACAGCCUGUCCAUGUUGGUUUCAGUGCUAGGAUUAAGCCAUAUUCUGUCCUCUGUUGCAGCUUGUCAGUGGAGUAACUAGGGGAGUACUGGCCUCCUGUUCACUGAAUGUGCUAAAUCAGUUCUGAACUUUCAGGAAAAUGUGUGCAGGUGCAGCAAUUUGAAUAAGCUAAUUUUAUAGGUUAGAAAGCAAAUACAUUACUGUGCAUGCCUUGCUGUCACUCAGAGCAGUGCUUUUAUGAUUAACAGCAUAACCAAAGAGAGAGGCAGCAUCCUUCUUUAGCACAUACACUACAUUACAAAGACUUGUGGUCAGAGCUGUCUUAAUUCCCGGCAUUAAUAAAUCCUUUUAACUUGCUGUUUCUUUAGUACCACUGAAGCAGAUAUGCACAGGUUCAGGUCUCGUGCAUUUAAAAACUGACAGAAAUAACUCUUCUGUAAGAGGUUGGGGUUUUUUUCUGAAAGAAAACUCAUAGGGAGGGUUAUGUCCAAAUACUUACCUGUUCUCAGUCCUUAUAGUCCAGAUUAAAUUACAAUCAUUGACAGUAUUUAGGUCGCUAGAGUGCUCUCACCAACUCGUGACAUAGCAUAUCUCUUAAGCAGCCGCAUUUAACAAUCUGAAACAGUAAAACAGUAGCUGUAAUUUGGGAAGAACUUUAUUUACACUAAACGUUCAGUGGUCAAUUCACAUAUGUCAGUGUGCGUAUUAAAGCUGUAGGUAGACAGUAAGAAUGCUUUUAUUGUGUUCUCAGUAAGCAAGCUGUUAGUGUCUGUGGUCCGUGCCUACUUCAGCAUUCACACUAAUUUUUGAAGCUUCUUGGCAACACCAGAUUUCAUGCUAUUAGAAUCAGUAUAUUUUCAGGAAGUGCUUUUCUGUGUACUGUAACUGUGGUUCUGUGAUGUGGUUUUAUCUACUUCGCUUAAUGUGAAAGAAGAAAAUUCCUUCAAAAUCCUAUAGAACUCAGAUGAGCUGGAUCAUCUUUCCCACGUUGGAGGGCAGUAGUGAUCACUCCAUCUUUUCUGUUUUGACCAGAGAAAAAGGCAAGUUCUUAGCUCUGCGCUUUCUCCGUAAUAGGAUCUCUACACUUGUUUGUUCUAGGAAUUUCACCCACUUAUGACUAAAUUCAUUCUAGCAUAGGAAAGAGGGUUUAUUUAAUAUUUACUUAGCAUUUGGUCUGCUGUCUGUCUCCUAAGCGAUGGACAUGAAACCACAUGAGAAAACGCAUCCUACGUGGUAAGGAAGGAGUUUCUGCUGCACAGUCUGUGUAGCUUCUAGUUGCCAGCUCUGGAGAGUCCGAACUUCCCGUGUUGAAAUGCGGCAACACUUUGGGCCCACCUGCUGCUGGAAUGGCCUGCUGGCUCGGGUUUCCUUUGGCAGAAGAGAAGCACUUGCAGAGGUAUUUUAGAUGGGCACAUACUAGCUAAGAGCAUCGGAUCUCUCCAGUUACUUUAAGCUCAGACCCGUUCCUCAACGUUGAUACCUGUUCUGCACUGAAGAUUUCCUCUGCUAAUGAACCACUCACAGGGUGGCGUACGCUUAAGUAUGGUCAUCAUUUUACCUGUCUUAAAAUUAACUAGGCUGAAAUUAAAUAGUCCAUGAUGUUAAUAUUUAUCUAGUUUUAGCUUUUCCAGGCUCAUGCAUUACACAGCUCUUAGUAACAGCUGGCAGAAGCGAGGAAUUUUUUUCUUUCUUUCAAAUAGUCUGUUAAACCUUUUUAUAAAAACUAAGGGUCCAAAUAUUGUAGUAGACUUGGUGUAAGAGAAGACAUUCAUUUGGAAAUGCUACUUCCUUAGUCAUGAUCAUAUCUUAGGAUUAUAUGAGAGAUACUGCUAAAAGUGCAUUACGGGAGGGUUCCAGCACUGAAUUACUGGUAUUAGUAUUCUCAUACUAAAUCACACUUCGAUCAGUUCCGUUUCCUCACAGGUGGAACUGUGCUGAGUCUGCUCAGGUGGACCAGUAACCGCGCAAGCAGUUGUAUUUCUAGUUGCUUCUAAUAGCACUUUGCAGCUACAAAAGGGAGAGCAAAGACUGUGGAGCAGGGAGACUGGAGAGAAAGACUAAGUGUGGUCCGACUGUCUUCCCUCAGCACGAGAGCAGCGGUGCAGCUGCACCAGCCCGUGCACCAGCAAGCUUACCAGUGUAAGGGGCUGCGAUUAACACAGCAUUAGAAUUGAAAAGAGAUUAAAUCUUCAGCAACAUGUAAGCAGAUACUAAAUGUAAUAGUACCAAAACUGGGAGAGUCGCAAGCAAAACUCAGAGAGGGCAGGGUGUUAAGUUAUGUAUGUAAGAUUACAAGGUGUUACAGGAGUUGAGCAAAUCCUUAUCCUGCAUUGACUUGAGUGAAAAAGAGUAACACGAAGGAUGGAGAGAAAUUAGUAUUUUAAAGUGAGUGGAAAGUUUGUCUUUGAAAGAAAACAAACAUUUACAUAUUUAUUCUGAUGACCUGAGAGGCCAAUUACAAAUACAUUAAAACUAGUUCCCUUAACUGACUUCUCCACUUAAGUCAAAUUCAAGACAAAAUAUUGUUUCCUCUGUUUCCUUCAGCAUUAAAGCUGUGUUCUCCUGUUCUCCUGCACUCCUUCCAAAGCAAAAAAUUGUCAGUGGUCUUGGCCAGCACGGAGCACUGCUGCUCAUGUUACUUUAUUCGGAACGGGAACAGUGAUUCUGGGGAGAACUCCCAGUAGAUUUAAUGAGAUUCAACAAAAGGGAUGGAACUGAGAACCGUGCGUCUGAGUCAGGUGCAGGGGUGGCAAAGAAGAAUUUUGCUGGACUUCCUAAUUAAGGUGGCAGUUUUUAAUUAGGAUAAUUCUAAUACUUGAUUAACAGUGUCAUACAAGAUAAAUUAAUUUAUCUGAAUGUACAAGAGUUUCUUGCCAGCACAGAAGGGAACGGAGUUACAUGAUCAAGCAAAAUACCUAAUAUGGUGAAGAAUUUUGGCCAAAAGUGGUUUUCUCUCAAACGUUCUUGGGAAGUUUAACACAUUCCUAGAUCCCAGGUGGCAAACAGUUCCUGAGAGAUGUAGAAGGGGUAGCCUUGCAAAUUAAAUUUUCCAUGUGCUGUCCCCUCGGAUGUUUCUGGCAUGGUGCUUUCCUACAGCCCGCGUACCUGGGAGUGCUGGGUGGUAUUUAAGAGGAGCAGUACCAGCCUUGCCUUUCUCCCGCGCUGCUUAUCGGAUGAAGUAUGGUAGGUCAGGGAGAUUUUACCACAUGCCUUUAUAAAGACCUACAAUUCUAUGCAACUUUCUAUUAACAAAUAAACAUUGAACUGUCUUCCAGCAUAAUGGUUCACUGCCAAUCUAUUUACAUUUUCUAUCUUUAUAUACAGAAGAAGGAUAAACCAGUGCUUGACAGACCUUAAUCUCUAGUCUGUAAGAGAAACAGUAACAUUAUUUGUAUCACUUUGAAGUACACUUUGUAUAAAAGUUGAACUAAUAAAGGGUCUGUACCUUA
This is a messenger RNA of Phalacrocorax carbo (great cormorant), 5182 nucleotides long. NCBI's taxonomy places the organism in Eukaryota, Metazoa, Chordata, Aves, Suliformes, Phalacrocoracidae. The record is from RefSeq and is a predicted model, not a curated record.